Messenger RNA from Talpa occidentalis (Iberian mole), 5269 nucleotides. It is a transcript of the gene KIF7, whose product is annotated as kinesin family member 7. NCBI's taxonomy places the organism in Eukaryota, Metazoa, Chordata, Mammalia, Eulipotyphla, Talpidae. Gene Ontology annotation, molecular function: ATP binding; microtubule motor activity; microtubule binding. Gene Ontology annotation, biological process: mitotic spindle organization; microtubule-based movement. The record is from RefSeq and is a predicted model, not a curated record.
GGAACCUGGCUGCGGGGCUGGGGGACGGCGCCGACGGCCCGGCAGGCGCUCCCUCAACAUGGGGCUGGAGGCCCAGAAGCUGCCGGAGGUCGAGGAAGCCCCGGUGAGGGUGGCCCUGCGAGUCCGCCCGCUGCUGCCCAAGGAGCUGCUACACGGGCACCAGAGCUGCCUGAGGGUGGAGCCCGGGCACGGCCGGGUCACCCUGGGCCGAGACCGCCACUUUGGCUUCCACGUGGUGCUGGACGAGGACGCCGGGCAGGAGGCUGCGUACCAGGCCUGUGUGCAGCCCCUCCUGGAGGCUUUCUUUGAGGGGUUCAAUGCCACCGUCUUUGCCUACGGUCAGACCGGCUCCGGAAAGACCUACACCAUGGGCGAGGCCAGUGUCGCCUCCCUGCACGAGGAUGAGCAGGGCAUCAUCCCGCGGGCCAUGGCGGAGGCCUUCAAGCUCAUCGAUGAGAACGACCUGCUGGACUGUCUGGUGCACGUGUCCUACCUGGAAGUGUACAAGGAGGAGUUCAGAGACCUGCUGGAGGUGGGGACCGCCAGCCGGGACAUCCAGCUUCGGGAAGAUGAGCGAGGCAAUGUCGUGCUGUGUGGGGUGAAGGAGGUGGACGUGGAGGGCCUGGACGAGGUGCUGAGCCUCCUGGAGAUGGGGAACGCCGCCCGGCACACGGGCGCCACGCACCUCAACCGCCUGUCCAGCCGCUCGCACACCGUCUUCACCGUGACCCUGGAGCAGCGCGGCCGCGCCCCCAGCCGCCUGCCCCGGCCCGCGCCCGGCCAGCUGCUCGUGUCCAAGUUCCACUUCGUGGACCUGGCGGGCUCGGAGCGGGUGCUCAAGACGGGCAGCACGGGCGAGCGGCUGAAGGAGAGCAUCCAGAUCAACGGCAGCCUCCUGGCGCUCGGCAACGUCAUCAGCGCCCUGGGCGACCCGCAGCGCCGCGGCGGCCACAUCCCCUACCGCGACUCCAAGAUCACCCGGAUCCUCAAAGACUCGCUGGGCGGCAACGCCAAGACGGUGAUGAUCGCCUGCGUCAGCCCCUCCGCCUCCGACUUCGACGAGACCCUCAACACCCUCAACUACGCCAGCCGCGCCCAGAACAUCCGCAACCGCGCCUCGGUCAACUGGCGGCCCGAGGCCGAGCCGGCGCCCGAGGCGGCGGCGCCGGGCGCGCGGGGGCCGCCGCGGCACCGCUCGGAGACGCGCAUCAUCCACCGCGGCCGCCGCGCCCCGGGCCCCGCCGCCGCCGCCUCGGCCGCCGCCCGCCUGGGCGCCGAGUGCGCGCGCUACCGGGCCCGCACGGACGCGGCCUACAGCCUCCUGCGCGAGCUGCAGGCCCAGCCCGGGCUGCCCGGCGCCGCGGCCCGCAAGGUGCGCGACUGGCUGUGCGCCGUCGAGGGCGAGCGCAGCGCCCUGAGCUCCGCCUCCGGGCCCGACAGCGGCAUCGAGAGCGCCUCCGCCGAGGAGCAGGCCACGCGGGGCCCCGGCGUGCGGCAGGAAGAGGAAGGGGCACUGCAGCUGCUGGCUCUGCAGAGCCAGGUGGCCCGCCUGGAGGAGGAGAACCGAGACUUUCUGGCCGCGCUGGAGGACGCCAUGGAGCAGUACAAACUGCAGAGUGAUCGGCUGCGUGAGCAGCAGGAGGAGAUGGCAGAGCUCCGGCUGCGGCUGGAGCUGGUACAGCCUGGCUGGGGGGCCUCCGGGCUCCUGCAGGGCCUGCCUCCUGGGUCCUUCAUGCCCCGGCCCCACACAGCCCCCUCAGGGAGUGCCCAGGCCCACGUGUUGGGCAUGGUGCCUUCGGUCUGCCUCUCUGGAGAUGAAGCUGGCCCUGAGAACUGGGGAGAGCAGGUGGCAAAUGGUGAGGAGGCUGGAGCCGUGCUGCUGGCGGAGGGAGACAGGCUGGAAAGCGGGUCCUCAGCUGCAUCAGAAGAGGAGGAGGAGGAGGAGCCCCCGCGAGCCUUGCACUUGCGCAGAAAUGGGAUCAGCAAGUGGAAGCACAGAGUGGGGGCUCACCCACGGAGCCCCCCUGACCUGAAGGGCACUGAGCUCUGCCUUGAGGAGUUGGAUGCUGCCAUCCCGGCGCCCAGAGCAGUCAGGGGGAGCCAGGCCCCUGUAGCCACGGCCUCCGAGUGGCGGCUGGCCCAAGCCCAGCAGAAGAUCCGGGAGCUGGCCAUCAACAUCCGCAUGAAGGAGGAGCUCAUUGGGGAGCUGGUGCGCACAGGGAAGGCGGCCCAGGCGCUGAACCGCCAGCACAGCCAGCGCAUCCGGGAGCUGGAGCGGGAGGCCGAGCGGGUGCGGGCCGAGCUGAGCGAGGGGCAGCGGCAGCUGCGGGAGCUGGAGGGCAGGGAGCCCCAGGAUGCUGGAGAGCGGUCCCAGCUCCAGGAGUUCCGCAAGAGGGUGGCCGCGGCCCAGAGCCAGGUACAGGUGCUGCGGGAGAAGAAGCAGGCCACGGAGCGGCUGGCGUCGCUGUCGGCACAGAGCAAGAAGCGGCUGCAGGAGCUGGAGAGGAACGUGCAGCUCAUGCGGCAGCAGCAGGGGCAGCUGCAGCGGCGGCUACGUGAGGAGACGGAGCAGAAGCGGCGCCUGGAGGCGGAGAUGAGCAAGCGGCAGCACCGUGUCAAGGAGCUGGAACUGAAGCACGAGCAGCAGCAGAAGAUCUUGAAGAUCAAGACGGAGGAGAUCGCAGCCUUCCAGAGGAAGCGGCGCAGCGGCAGCAACGGCUCGGUGGUCAGCCUGGAGCAGCAGCAGAAGAUCGAGGAGCAGAAGAAGUGGCUGGACCAGGAGAUGGAGAAGGUCCUGCAGCAGCGGCGGGCACUGGAGGAGCUGGGGGUGGAGCUGCACAAGCGGGAGGCCAUCCUGGCCAAGAAGGAGGCCCUGAUGCAGGAGAAGACGGGGCUGGAGAGCAAGCGCCUGCGGUCCAGCCAGGCCCUCAAUGAGGACAUCGUGCGGGUGUCCAGCCGGCUGGAGCAUCUGGAGAAGGAGCUGUCCGAGAAGAGCGGGCAGCUGCGGCAGGGCAGCGCCCAGACCCAGCAGCAGAUCCGUGGGGAGAUUGACACCCUGCGGCAGGAGAAGGACUCGCUGCUCAAGCAGCGGCUGGAGAUCGACGGCAAGCUGAGGCAGGGCAGCCUGCUGUCCCCGGAGGAGGAGCGGACGCUGUUCCAGCUGGACGAGGCCAUCGAGGCCCUGGACGCGGCCAUCGAGUACAAGAACGAGGCCAUCACUAGCCGCCAGCGGGUGCUGCGGGCCUCGGCCUCCUUGCUGUCCCAGUGCGAGAUGAACCUCAUGGCCAAGCUCAGCUACCUCUCCUCCUCGGAGACCAGAGCUCUGCUCUGCAAGUACUUUGACAAGGUGGUGACCCUGCGGGAGGAGCAGCACCAGCAGCAGGUGGCCUUCUCGGAGCUGGAGAUGCAGCUGGAGGAGCAACAGAGGCUGGUAUACUGGCUGGAGGUGGCCCUGGAGCGGCAGCGCCUGGAGAUGGACCGCCAGCUGACCCUGCAGCAGAAGGGGCACGAGCAGAACAUGCAGCUGCUGCUGCAGCAGAGUCGAGACCAUGUUGGUGAGGGGGGCGUGGACAGCAGGAGGCAGUACGAGGCCAGGAUUCAAGCCCUGGAGAAGGAGCUGGGCCGCCAUGUGUGGAUAAACCAGGAGCUGAGGCAGAAGCUUGGCGGCCUGAGCACGGUCGCAGGCCCAAGUCGGGGUGGAGAGAAGCGGACCCUCUGCCUGGAGAGCAGACACCCUCUUGGGAAUGAGGAGGAGCUGCCCCCAGCCCCCGAACUGUUCUGGCAGCCCCCCAUCACUGAGGGCAGCCCCCGCACCCGGGAAGAGAUGCGGGACUUGGUCCGCGCACCUUUGCCAGUGACCUGGAAGCGCUCCAGCCUGGGGGGUGAGGAGCAGGCUGCCCCUGAGGAGCCCCGACAGUGGGAGGUGGCUGAGCCCCCAGCAGGACAGGCGCCUCCUGGGGGUGAAGGGGGCCUGUCCCGGGGUUUCGGGCCCUCAGCCAAGCCCCGGAGGGAAGUGCGCAGGGUCAGCCCCAGCAUGAUUGACGUCAGGAAGAACCCCCUGUAGGCUCUGGGGCCCAGCAGCCUCGAGGGGGGCUAGUCCUGCUGAGGUGCACCCACAGAUCUGUACCCCAACCAAGUGACAAGCUGGCCAUUGGCCUAAAGAGCUGGACUCAAAACCUGGUUUUUAAAAAGUGCACCCCUCCCCCUUCACUGGGGGACUUGACUGCCCCAGGCCUGGGUCUGGGGGAAGGCUAGCGCCAUGUCCAGUGCCCUAGGUCUGGGGCGCAGCAGGAAAGGAAACGGCCUUGGGCUCUAAAUGUCUUCUGCACGCGGCGGAACUGGGCAGUACAUAUUUUUAGGAUUUUGUAAAACCAUUUUAUAAUAAACAAGUACAGUCUCUAAAGGGAGAAAUGGAGCGUCCACUUGGGUUUGCUGUACCAGCAGGCAGGAGUCGGCUUCGGGAACACGGCAGGUGAGGUGGUCUGGAGACGGCCCCCACGGCCCGGGCAGCGCGGCCUCCAGACCCGGCCCCUCCAGCCAGCCGCCAGGGCGCAGCUGAACAGAAACACACCUGAGGCCGGGGAGCCAGAGGGACUUUAUUGCUGCAACAGAAAUGGCUCCUGUCGCCCACAAAGGCUUUGGCUUCUCAGGGCGGAGUCCAAGAGCACAGCGUGUCCCGGGGUCCCGCCUGAGGGCAGCCAGUGGGAAGCUGCCUGGGGUGGUCUCUGCCCUCCUACCUGCCCAGGUCACGCCCACAGCAGGGCUGGGUGGGCUCCACCUGCAGCCCAACCUCCAGCUCCCGACAGGUUGGCUUUCAGGGGGUCCUGAAAGCUGAUGUGUCAACAAGCCUUGGGGCCAGGCCCCCAUCUCUCCAUGUCCGCGGGGCCCUGGCUGACUUCACCUCCAUCUUCAGUGCUCCCGCAGCCAUCAGAGUCCUGGCCGAUGACGCAGAGCAGGGCCCGGCUGGAGGGCUGGAGCCCCCCUGGGGCAGCGCAUAGUGCUGUGCUCGGCUGGCGGCAUCCCCCCAGCUAGCUGAUGAGCUUCUUGCGUGUGUAAGUCCUCGCGAUGGGGCGCCGCCUGGAGAAGGCUCGGCUCAAGGGGGACUCCUCUGCCACAGGAGGGAAGAUAUCUGCAUCCUCGUCUAGAAAAAGCAGACAAGUGGCCUGCAGAGACGGCUGGGGUGGAGCAGAAAGAAAUGCAUGCGGGGGUCCCCAGCCUGUGGGUGCCGUCCUACGGGGGCGGGGUGCAGCGCCCCACAAUCACGUGCUCC